This is a messenger RNA of Aspergillus nidulans FGSC A4, 261 nucleotides long. RefSeq lists its product as uncharacterized. Bases 1 to 261 code for a protein of 86 amino acids. Lineage: Eukaryota; Fungi; Ascomycota; Eurotiomycetes; Eurotiales; Aspergillaceae. The transcript has 5 exons. The record is from RefSeq and is a predicted model, not a curated record.
AUGGAUAAUUGUGAUGUGUACUACAUAGUUCUGAUCCUGGAUCCUCAGGUCAAAGGAGACCUAAUUCUGAGUGAGAUUGAAGAUAAAGAAGCAGUUGCAAAUAUCGUCAACGAUAUAAUCUCUGGAGAGGCUCGUCAGAUUCUGGGUGUUCCAGAAUUACAAUUGAAUGAUUCAGUACACCGGGACACUGAUCUGAAGGCCAAGUUCCUCAACCAAGAACUCGGGUUCAACGAUCGAACAGCGCGAUCCGUAUGGAGAUAG